Molecule: messenger RNA, 4317 nt
Organism: Lycium barbarum (goji berry)
Lineage: Eukaryota; Viridiplantae; Streptophyta; Magnoliopsida; Solanales; Solanaceae
Product: probable rhamnogalacturonate lyase B
Exons: 17
Coding region: 1794-3713 (639 amino acids)
Biological process (GO): carbohydrate metabolic process
Molecular function (GO): carbohydrate binding; catalytic activity
Source: RefSeq, a predicted model, not a curated record
UUGAAUAAAAGAUGGGAAAUUGGAAUCUAUGGUCAAACAGACCAAACAGACCAAAACUCAUUCAAGUCAAAUCUCUCUCUCUUCUUCUUCUUCUUUUAUCCUUCUUUCUCGUCUUGAUGGAAACUGCCAUGGAUGAAGUUACAGGUGGCUUGAGCUUCUCAUCUUCAACACCCCCCCCUCAAGGUGGAGGGUAUUGAAGAAACCCCCAACUUGGAAAGUAUAUCACGGUGAGAAGCUCCAGUUAGGGGUUUGGUAAACAAAUCAGCAAGUUGUUGGUCAGAUGGGACAAAUCGAAGUGAGAUGAGACCGGAGAGGUAUUGCCGUCGAACAAAAUGACAGUCAAGCUCGACAUGCUUCGUUCUCUCAUGAAAAACGGGGUUACGAGCGAUGUGUAUCGCAGCUUGACUGUCCGAGUGAAUAGGCACUGGUAAAGAUGGAGAUAGAGAUAGAUCUUCAAGCAAACGGACGAGCCAAAUGAGUUCAGAGGUGACUUUACGCAUGGAUCUAUACUCGACUUCGGCAGAAGAGAGGCUUCUUCGAUUUCCAAGAAAUGGGAGCACCCUCAAGUGUUAUGAAGAACCCACUUACUGAUCUGCGGGAGUCGGAGCAUGAAGCCCAAUCGGCAUCGCAGAAUGCUUGCAAGGAAAAAGAAGGGGUUGAAGAAAGAAGGAUCCCCUGACCUGGAUCUAAAUGAAGGUAUUUGAUUACUCGAAGAGCAGCAGAGUAAUGGGAAAGGCAGGGUCUUGACAUGAAUUGACUGAGCUUUAACACUGGAAAUGCCAAAUCUGGACGAGUAUGUGUAAGGUGAAACAAUUUAGCACCAUUUGAUUUCCCAAAUCUGUGCUCUAAGCUAUCCCACAGCUCCUUAGCAGUCUUUGAGUAAAUGACACUGUCCUUUAUCUCUUUGGACAGAGAAUUUAGUAACCAGGCUGUAACCAUGUCAUUACAGCAACUCCAUUGUUCAUAUUCUGUGGAGCUCAGAUCUGGUGGUUUGCAAGAUCCAUUUAUGAAGCCAAGUUUCUUUUGGCUGAAAGAGCUAUCAAAAUGGAUCUCUUCCACCCUGGAAAUCCUCUACCUUCAAACACAGUGUUGAAAAGGUUCAUACCAGGGGAGUCUGAUGCAUGAAGAUAGUAGGGGUGAGAAGGGUUAAUAGUGGCCGCAUUGCUGUUUUCAGCAACUGCAACAUUUGUGGUUUCAGAUGUGGUAGAGUCUCCUGUCAUGGUUGAUAGAUUAUGAUGACACAGAAAUUGUAUUUGAUUUUAGCAGUAGAUCGAGCUCACUACUCUGAUACCAUGUAGGAAAUAUUGAGACUGAUUGUGGAAAAAUUUCUGUGUAAUUUUAUUCAUCCUCUAAGCUUGUAUAUAUACAUGUCUUUGUACAAAUAAAUAAAAGAAAAUUGCUGGAAAAGAAAUCAUCAUGGCUGUACACUUGUCCUUUAUCUAUACUACUAAUCAUUAUCAAUGUAACAACUUUGAUUCUAUUUUAUACUCAAUCACGUGCUGGUCACAGCUGUGCUAGUUGUCCAUCUGAUGGCGGAGAAUUAAUCCAUCUAAAAUUAAAUUGGAUGUUGUGAUAUCUUCCACGUGUCUUUACUUUGAAUAAAAGAUGGGAAAUUGGAAUCUAUGGUCAAACAGACCAAAACUCAUUCAAGUCAAAUCUCUCUCUCUUCUUCUUCUUUGAUCCUUCUUUCUCGUCUUGAUGGAAACUGCCAUGGAUGAAGUUACAGGUGGCUUGAGCUUCUCAUCUUCAACAUGCAUAUAAGUAUUUAAGAAGACGCUGAAAGAACAAGAUCAAUGACUGCUACUGGAGUACAGUUACACCUUCCCGAUGAUCACCAUGUGGUGCUGGAUAAUGGUAUUCUCCAAGUGACAUUAUCAGUACCAGAUGGCAUUGUAACGGGAAUCACAUACAAUGGCGUCAAUAAUUUGCUUGAGGUUCUAAAUGAUGAAACAAAUAGAGGGUACUGGGAUGUUGUUUGGAGUUCACCAGGGACUACCGGAACUACAGGAAUAUUUGAAAUGCUCAUAUGCACAACCUAUAAGGUCAUAUUGGAAACAGAUGAUCAAAUAGAGCUGUCCUUCUCAAGGACAUGGGAUGUGUCGCUACAGGACGAACUUAUUCCCCUGAACAUAGACAAAAGGUUUAUAAUGCUUAAAGGUUCCUCAGGCUUCUAUUCUUAUGCAAUUUAUGAACAUUUAGAGGGAUGGCCUGGUUUCAACCUUGAUGAGACUAGGAUUGCAUUCAAGCUCAGAAAAGACAAGUUUCAUUACAUGGCUAUGGCAGAUAACAGGCAGAGAUACAUGCCCUUACCUGAUGACAGGUUACCGGAUAGAGGACAACCACUUGCUUAUCCAGAAGCAGUCCUGCUUGUCAAUCCUAUCGAGCCUGAAUUCAAAGGCGAGGUUGAUGACAAGUAUCAGUACUCAAGUGAGGACAAAGAUCUGAAGGUCCAUGGAUGGAUUUGUAUGGAUCCAUCGCUAGGAUUCUGGAUUAUUAUUCCCAGUGACGAAUUUCGAUCUGGAGGACCCCUUAAACAAAACCUCACUUCUCAUGUCGGUCCAACUGCUCUUUCUGUGUUUCUGAGUGCUCAUUAUGCAGGUGAAGAUUUGGUUCCAAAAUUUGGACAAGGGGAGCCAUGGAAAAAAGUCUUUGGACCAGUUUUUAUAUACCUAAAUUCUGUCACUAAAGGGGAGGAUCCCCUUACUCUCUGGGAGGAUGCUAAAAGACAGAUGCUGAUAGAAGUUCAAAGCUGGCCUUACAGUUUCCCAUCCUCUGAGGAUUUUUCAUCAUCAUCUCAACGCGGUAAUAUUAGUGGAAGAUUGUUAGUACUAGACAGAUACUUCAAAGACGAUAAGAUAUCUGCUUCUGGUGCAUAUGUUGGCUUAGCUCCACUAGGAGAAGCCGGUUCGUGGCAAAGAGAAUGCAAGGACUACCAAUUCUGGAAAAGAGCAGAUGGGGACGGCAAUUAUGUAAUAAGUAAUAUACGAGCAGGCGACUAUAACUUGUAUGCAUUUGUCCCUGGAUUCAUUGGAGAUUACAAAAGUGACACUAAAGUUACAAUUACCUCAGGCUGCAGCAUUGAGAUGGAUAAUCUUGUCUUUGAGCCGCCAAGAAAUGGACCUACGCUUUGGGAAAUUGGCAUUCCUGAUCGUUCUGCUCGAGAGUUUUAUAUUCCCGAUCCGGAUCCAAAAUAUGUUAACAAACUCUUUGUUAAUCAUCCUGAUAGGUUUAGACAGUACGGCCUAUGGGAGAGAUACGCCGACUUGUAUCCAAAUGGGGAUUUAGUCUUUACAAUUGGAGAGAAUGACUAUAAAAAAGAUUGGUUCUUUGUUCAAGUCACUAGGAAAAUGGAUGAGAAGACAUAUCAAGGAACGACAUGGCAAAUAAAGUUUAAGCUUGACAGUGUAAAUCAAAAUGAAAUCUAUACACUAAGAUUGGCACUUGCAUCUACAGCUCAAGCUGAAUUACAGGUUCGCGUCAAUGAUCCAAGCACGAAUACUCCUCUAUUCUCAAGUGGAGUGAUAGGGAAGGAUAACGCGAUAGCAAGGCAUGGAAUUCAUGGACUAUACUGGCUGUUCAAUGUGAAUUUGCAGGGUACUAUACUUAUUGAAGGGAUAAAUACCAUAUUUUUGACGCAAGCAAAUGCAACUAGUCCUUUUCAAGGGAUCAUGUAUGACUAUAUUCGUCUUGAAGGACCUCCUUCCCAUGACUAAGGCAAAUUCUUUGAGAAUUCUAUACUUUUACUUCGUUAUCUUGAAAAUAUAUCUAUAUACCAAUUCUUCUAAAAGAGUUUUAAGUUAAUAUUCUGAAAGAAGAAAUUGUUGACCCAAAUAGGGGUAAAUUGUAUGUAAUCAGGGGCGGAGCCAGCCCAUCGGAUGUGGGUUCGGCCGAACCCAGUAGCUUUUAUCCGAACCAUGUAUUUGUAUUAAAUUUUUUGUCAAAUAUGUACAAAUUAUUAAUUAAGAACCCAGUAACUUUAAAGAAUUAGAACUGCGAACCCACAAGCUUUGAAUCCUGGCUCCGCCUCUGUAUGUAAUUACAUUUAAUGUAACAAACCACAAUGUAUACUUUUCUUUUUUUAAAUUUUGUGGCAUAGUUCGAAGUCAAUUUUUUUAAGGAAUUUUUAUUUGAUGAAAAUUACUUCAAAUAAUCUGACUUCACAUUCUUCAUUAGUCUUUCAGUUUACAUUCAUUAAUCAUACUAAACUAUCAAUAUUCCUCGGAGUUAACUUUCAACGGAUAUGUCAAAUUAACAAAAACUUGUUACUGUAGUUUCUAUUUUUUUUCUUUCUGCUCUACAGUAUUUUUUUUUAAAUAA